Molecule: messenger RNA, 1744 nt
Organism: Sitodiplosis mosellana (orange wheat blossom midge)
Lineage: Eukaryota; Metazoa; Arthropoda; Insecta; Diptera; Cecidomyiidae
Product: beta-1,3-glucan-binding protein-like
Exons: 5
Coding region: 266-1405 (379 amino acids)
Biological process (GO): carbohydrate metabolic process
Molecular function (GO): hydrolase activity, hydrolyzing O-glycosyl compounds
Source: RefSeq, a predicted model, not a curated record
AAAAAUCGUACAUGUGAAUUUCAAUCACAUUUCAAACUGAAUUCCAACCAGUCUAGUUCGAUUCGUUUGCUAUCCCAAAUUUAAUUCGCGCUAUCAAUUUCCACUUUAACGUUUCGUGUUUUGUUUUAAUUUUUUUCUUCAAUUAAUUGACACUUUUGAUAACAGUUCGAAGUUCAUAUUGAAAUUGUUUUUUGUGUUCACACACACACACAGCAGCAGUCGCAGCAGCAGCAAUAGUUCAAAAUCGUCAAACGACAAACACACAAUGCCCUAUUUUGGCGUCCAGUGUUUAGUGAUACUUUUAAUCAGUGUUAUCAGUUGUCAGUCGUAUCGCUAUGUUAAUCCAUAUGUUUGCAGAUACACUCCGACCACGGUGAGUGGUACCAAAGCGCCAACCGGACGUAUAUGCAAAGGCCAACUCCUUUUGGACGAGAGAUUUGUCGACUUUGACCGCGAUCUAUGGAAACAUGAAGUGACUUUAGGUGGCGGUGGCAAUUGGGAGUUUCAAUGGUAUGUGGACGAUCCGAAAAAUUCAUUUGUAAAAGAUGGGAAAUUGGUGCUGCGUCCAACGCUUACAUCAGUGGAAAUUGGCGAAACCGCACUGGAAAGUGCCCUUGUCAAACUGAAUCCUUGUACGAAUAAUCAGUGGUUUGGCUGUGAGCGUCAAGGAACUAAGACCAAUAUUAUCAAUCCCGUUCGAAGUGCACGUUUGAAUACGGCCGGAUCAUUUUCAUUCAAAUACGGUCGAAUUGAGGUGAUUGCAAAACUUCCCAUUGGCGAUUGGCUUUGGCCUGCGGUGUGGUUACUUCCUACUGAUCGAGUGUAUGGAGAUUGGCCACGAUCGGGUGAAAUUGAUUUAAUUGAAGCGCGUGGAAAUCGCGAGUAUCGAAACGGCGAAGGAAAACAUAUUGGUGUCGAGCAUUUUGGAUCGACAUUGCAUUUUGGACCACGUUGGGACCAGAACGCCUAUUGGGCGGCCACAUUCUCAACACGUUCACCACCCGGUCAAGGGUUCAACAAUGGAUUCCAUCGUUUCCUAAUGGAAUGGUCACCCCAUUGCAUCACAUUCUGUAUCGAUGGCCGUGAAAUCGGAAGAGUGCCGGUCAAUGAUGGCAUGUGGGCGCGCGGUAAAUUCACAGGAGAAAACAUUUGGGCGAAUGGCACGAAAAUGGCUCCGUUUGAUCAGGAAUUUCACAUCAUAUUGAAUUUGGCUGUUGGCGGUACGAACGGAUACUUUCCGGAUGAAGGAAAUGCUAGUCGAAAACCAUGGUUGAAUUCAUCACCGCAGGCGGCGACUGACUUUUGGAAAGGUCGCAACCAAUGGUUGCCUGGUUGGAAUCUCGACAAGCCCAAUUCAACGGAUGCAUCGUUAAUUAUCGAUUCGAUUCGAGUGUGGGCGCUUUGAGUAUCCUCUUAUGCAAAUGUAUACGGUUUUGUUUUGAAACAUUGAAUGUAAGAAUAGCGUUUUUUAAGUGAUGAUGAUAAACAAAGGGAGAAAAAGAAACAAUGCGAACUAUGAAGAUUAAGUGCAAACAGCCAACUGUUGUAAUUAUACUUUUUUGCACUAUUAUGAUAAUGGAUCGUAACGUUUUUGCUUCAUUUUUUCUUUGUCCCGUUGUGUAUAUAAUCAAAAUAGUUUCGAGAAAUUGCAAGAAUUGUCUGAAUUUCGAUUUAAUCACUGAAUAAAACACGUGCCGGUUGUGUGAUGAUGCAAGUACAUCCUUUCUUGUACUUGUACUUGUAA